Molecule: messenger RNA, 1134 nt
Organism: Pelecanus crispus (Dalmatian pelican)
Lineage: Eukaryota; Metazoa; Chordata; Aves; Pelecaniformes; Pelecanidae
Gene: HENMT1
Product: HEN methyltransferase 1
Biological process (GO): siRNA processing; RNA methylation; piRNA processing
Cellular component (GO): nucleus; cytoplasm
Molecular function (GO): RNA methyltransferase activity; O-methyltransferase activity
Source: RefSeq, a predicted model, not a curated record
AUGGAUGAGAACUUUCAAGAACAGUUUACAGGAAUUAUUAAAUUUACACCUCCUUUGUACAAACAACGCUACCAGUUCAUUAAAGAUUUGGUGGGGAAAUACAAACCUAAGAAGGUGGCAGAUUUAGGAUGCGCUGACUGUACGCUUCUUUGGAUGCUGAAAUUCUGCAGUUGCAUUGAAGUGUUAGCUGGGCUAGAUAUCUGUGCAAGUGUAAUGAAAGAGAAAAUGCAUAGGUUGUCUCCUCUUCCUGGUGAUUAUUUGCAACCGGCUGAAAGAUCCCUAACUGUUACCUUGCAUCAUGGUUCAGUUGCCCAUAAAGAUCCUUGCAUGCUUGGUUUUGACUUGGUAACUUGUAUUGAACUAAUAGAGCACCUGGAACAAGCAGAACUAAAGAAGUUUCCUGAAGUGGUGUUUGGCUUCAUGGCUCCAAGCAUCGUUGUGAUCAGUACGCCAAAUUCUGAAUUUAACCCUUUGCUUCCAGGAGUGACAUUAUUCAGGCAUCCAGACCACAAAUUUGAAUGGAACCAAGCACAAUUUCAAAGCUGGGCUCUAGAGACUGCUAGACGCUAUGAUUACUCAGUGGAAUUUACUGGUGUAGGGCACCCACCAGCAGGCAUGGAGAAUGUUGGGUUUUGUACCCAAAUAGGUGUGUUUGUUAGAAAAUAUCCUCAAACCAGUGAAUCUGCUCAGUCUGAGAAAGCCACUGAAGCAGUUUACAAAACAGUCUUCAAAGCGGUGUAUCCAAGUCUUAAAGAUGAGAAGUACCUGCAGAAUGCAGUGGUCAGUGAAGUUAUUUUCACAGCACAAAUCAUUAAGCGAAGUCUGCUGGACCAUUUAAUGUCAGAACAUGAGGAGUAUAACAAUGAUCCUACUGAGAGAAAAUCCAAAUUCCAACCUUCAAUGAACUGCUUUUCAGAAGAGCUUGGAAAACUGGUUGUUGAAAAAAGCAUGGAACCAUUUGUCAAUGGAAAUGUGGUUUAUAUACCUCUUAAAACAAUCUUUUCUUUUCCCAAAGUCAAUCGACUUUGUGGUACCUUUGAGAAGUUAUGCAAGCUUAUUGCUGGCAACGUCACACUGAGCAGUGAUGGUUCUGCUGUGGUGUUCAGUACUGAACAUGACAAUGAAGAGAAUUAG